AUGGCUGCCUGGCGGUGCUCCGGGCGCACCAACACCGAGCUGAUCCAGAAUCUAUACAAGGGCCAUCUCAUCACAUCGUCACGGGUGCGCGAUGCCAUGUCCAGCGUCGAUCGCGCGCACUACGCCCCUCACUCUCCUUAUGAAGACUCGCCACAGGGAAUUGGCUUCUCGGCCACAAUAUCUGCGCCACAUAUGCAUGCUUCUGCUGCGGAAUCGUUACUAGGCUUUAUGCCGGAAAACAAGGGUGCGAGAGUGCUCGACGUGGGGUGUGGCUCGGGUUACCUCACACAUGUGCUGGCGAAUGUGGUGUGCGGGGGCGAUGGCACAGGAGAUGGUAAGGUGGUAGGUAUUGACCAUAUCAAGGGUCUCACAGAUAUGAGUCUGAAGAACAUGCGUAAGAGUGAGGAGGGACGGCGGCUACUGGAUUCUGGCAAGGUGGAAUUCGUGACGGGAGACGGGAGAAAAGGGUAUGCGGCUGCAGGGCCCUACGAUGCUAUUCAUGUGGGUGCUGCGGCGCUUGAGUUGCAUCAGGAGCUGGUAGAUCAGCUCAAGAGUCCGGGGCGUAUGUUCAUUCCCGUGGAGGAUAAGGGCGGCUGGGGGAGCCAGUGGAUUUGGGUGGUGGACAAAGAUGAGAACGGAAAGGUCAAGAAGGAGAAGACAAUGGGUGUUCGGUAUGUGCCAUUGACAGAUGCACCAAAGACCUGA
Molecule: messenger RNA, 705 nt
Organism: Cyphellophora europaea CBS 101466
Lineage: Eukaryota; Fungi; Ascomycota; Eurotiomycetes; Chaetothyriales; Cyphellophoraceae
Product: protein-L-isoaspartate O-methyltransferase
Exons: 1
Coding region: 1-705 (234 amino acids)
Biological process (GO): protein modification process
Cellular component (GO): cytoplasm
Molecular function (GO): protein-L-isoaspartate (D-aspartate) O-methyltransferase activity
Source: RefSeq, a predicted model, not a curated record